AUGCGUGCCUACGCCUUCGCAGCUUUGUUAAGCUCCAUAACUUGCGUGUACGGCACUCCCGUACCAGCAGAGGGGCCCGUCAACAACCAAGCUCAAGCUUCCUGUGGAGGACCAGUAGCGAGCAAUCCAUCGACGUUUUGGUAUGAGCACAUCACGCAUGAUGGCACUUCGCCAUUCAUCAACGAUAACAACUGGGUUGUUUUCCGCAACGUAGUCUCAUAUAGAGCGGACUCGUCUGGUAAUAGUGAUUCACAAUCAGCCAUUCAGAAUGCAAUCAACGAUGGAUCCAACAGCGGUUACUCCAGGACUACCAAUUCCCUUGGUACGACAGGUCAGCCUGCGGUGGUCUAUCUGCCAGCUGGCACUUACACUAUCGAAUCGCCACUCCAGCUUUACGUUGGGACUGUGCUCAUGGGUGAUCCUGUCGGAGGAACAACGAUCAAAGCUGGAUCGAGCUUCAACAGCAACACUCUCAUCUAUGGCAAGGACUCCAACCAAGAUAGUACCACCAAUUUUUACAUCAAGGUCGAACACCUGACACUGGAUUCCAACAACAUUAACAAAGACACCACAUUUACUCUGCUCGAUUGGAGUGUCAGCCAGGCCACGCAGCUCAGCGACGUGGUUUUCAACAUGCCCAACUACUCGACUCGUCAUACAGGCAUAGCUAUGCCAGAAGGUGGAUCCGGGACUUUCAUGGGAAACUUGCAAUUCAACGGAGGCUUCGUUGGUUUGAACAUGGACAACCAACAGUACGAGGGCAAGUCUUUGACGUUCAAUGGCUGCACGACCGGCAUUCUGGUGUCACACUGCUAUGAUUGCGUAUUUAUCGACAUCAACUUCAUGAACGCUGAGUAUGGUCUGGACGUCAGUGGAGGAAACAUUGGUUUCGUGGCUCUGCUGGAUUCGACUGCGUCUAACAUCAACACUGCUGUGCGGGCGGCAGCACCAUCGACCGGCGAUCAUUCUCUCGUCAUCGAGAACUUUGUCCAAGGCAACUCCGUCGCCAACGUUGUGACUGCAAAUGGAAACCCUGUUUUGAACAACAACGUCCAAGGCCAGGCAUGGGUUUGGGGCAACGCUUACGUCCCCAAUGGCCCGAACUAUGGUUCUCACCAGGAAGGAACCUUGUACAACUCGCCACGUCCAUCUGUACUGACCCCGAGUAACGGGGACUAUCUCGUCAUUGAACCUCCAUCUUAUAAGGAAUAUGACUUGGAUCAGUUCAUCAACGUCAAGCAGGUCUCAGGCUACCCAGUUUAUGGCGAUGGAAACACCGAUGACACAAACAACUUGAACGCCAUCAUCUCAAUGUACGCUGGAUGCAAGAUUCUCUUCUUUCCGUCCGGUACAUACAUCGUGACCAACACCAUAUUCUUCCCGGCAGGCUCUCGGGUGGUUGGAGAAGCAUGGGCUGCCAUCUCAGCCGUAGGCAGCAACUACUACAAUCCACAAUCACCCAACGUCAUGGUUCAGGUCGGAAACCCUGGCGACAAAGGUGUGGCUCAAUUCUCGGGACUGCUCUUCACUGUCGCAGACGUUCUGCAAGGCUGCACGCUCCUCGAAGUGAACAUUGCCGGCAACAGCCCCGGCGACGUUGCUUUCUGGGACUGCCAUUUCAGAGUUGGCGGCGCAGCCGGCUCGAAAGUCCAAACCAACUGUGGUGGUAACCCCGAUCAAUGCAAGGCUGCGUUCCUGCUUGCUCAUCUCACCUCAUCGUCGUCAGCAUAUCUCGAGAAUAUCUGGGGGUGGACGGCGGAUCACGAUCUUGAUUCAGGAAACGGUCAAACAAUCUCGACAGGCCGUGGUAUCCUCGUUGAAGCUACAGCUGGAACGUGGCUACACGGGACGGCCUUUGAGCACAACACCCUGUACCAGUACUCUUUCCAGAACGCCCAAAAUGUGUUCGCUGGCAUGCAACAAAGCGAGACCCCCUACUGGCAAGGUAAUGGCUCGCCAUCGCUCGAUCCGGCGCCAUGGUCUUCCAUCACGGGUUCGCCGUACUACGAUCCUGACUUUUCCAACUGCGAUGGCGGUGACGCACAGUGUCGAAUGGCGUGGUUCACUUACAUCAACGGCGGCUCAAACCUGUUCUUGUACGGUGCUGGCUUCUGGACGUUCUUCAAUGACGGCCAGAAAGAUUGCCAGAAUUCCGGUGUCUGUCAGACGAAUGCUGUUUGGACCAACGACGUGAGCAACUUGUACUGGUAUGGCAUCAACGAGCAUUUGAACUUGAACCUGGUUGUCAACAACGGUCAAGUAUUGGUGACGCAGAACAACAACCCGGGUUCUUGGGGAGGAGUGGUUGCCGCAUAUCUGACCGAUUCUUGA
Molecule: messenger RNA, 2331 nt
Organism: Zasmidium cellare ATCC 36951
Lineage: Eukaryota; Fungi; Ascomycota; Dothideomycetes; Mycosphaerellales; Mycosphaerellaceae
Product: glycoside hydrolase family 55 protein
Exons: 2
Coding region: 1-2331 (776 amino acids)
Molecular function (GO): polygalacturonase activity
Source: RefSeq, a predicted model, not a curated record